Cyprinodon variegatus (sheepshead minnow) is the source of this 2663-nucleotide messenger RNA. RefSeq names its product kelch like family member 6 (gene klhl6). Gene Ontology annotation, molecular function: protein binding. The coding region runs from base 128 to 1954 and encodes 608 amino acids. Lineage: Eukaryota; Metazoa; Chordata; Actinopteri; Cyprinodontiformes; Cyprinodontidae. The record is from RefSeq and is a predicted model, not a curated record. The transcript has 7 exons.
UGAGCGUGAACCACAAAGGUUUGUUUUUCUCCUCUCUCUGUCUGAGCCUUCAGAUGUUCCUAAAGGUGCGGACUGCUUUUUUUCUGUGAAAACCGUAUUUCUGUGGAAAUUGCUGGUGGGAAAUAAGAUGAGUGGCUCCCUGGAGAGGACGACAGACUGUCCGGUGUUGCCACUUGCAGAUGGGCCAACUCUGACUGACGACAAAGAGAAGCCUGGAGGUGGAACUGAGCUAUGUUGGCAAGAUGGAGGCCUGGCUGUGGAGCUGCAGAGAGGGAUGGAAACAUUGCGGGUGAACAGAGAACUGACCGAUGUGACCCUCUGUGUUGAAGGGAAAGACUUCCCCUGCCACAGGGCUAUUCUGGCUGCUGCCAGUCAGUACUUCAGGGCCAUGUUUUGCAGUGGACUCAAGGAGACUCACGAGAAGCGUGUGGAAAUAAAAGGCUUAGACAGCGGGACCAUGCGCUCUCUCUUGGAGUAUACCUACACCAGCAAAGCCCUACUCACACACUCAAAUGUUCAGGGAAUACUGGAGGCAGCCAGCCAGUUUCAGUUUCUCCGUGUGGUAGACGCUUGUGCAAGCUUUUUGAGCAACUCUAUUCACCUCGAAACCUGCGUAGGGAUCCUAAAUCUGGCCGACCGCCACGCUCUGCCCAUGCUGAAGUCCAGGGCCCAGGACUUUAUCACCUCCCAAUUCUCUCAGGUGGUCCAGCAGCAGGACUUCCUAGAGCUGCCGAGCGAGUCUCUGGAGGCCAUCUUGCAGAGGGAUGACCUUGAUGCAAAGUGUGAGGAGUGUGUCUUUGUAGCUCUGAUGCACUGGGUAAGAGCCAAGCAAGAUGAACGCUAUCCAUUUCUGGCAAGCUUGCUUUCGCAUGUGCGGUUGCCACUGUUGGAACCGUCAUACUUUGUGGAAAAAGUUGAGUCCGAUGAGUUGAUACGCCGCUGCACCGAGGCUUUCUAUUUGCUACAAGAGGCCCGCAUGUAUCACCUUUCCGGUAGAGAGGUGGUCUCAGAGCGAACCAAACCACGAGUGCAGCACUUUUUGUCAGAAGUUUUUUUGAUCAUCGGAGGAUGCACUAAAGAUGAGCGCUUUAUUUCCACUGUAACCUGCUUGGACCCUCUGAGACGCAGCCGUCUGGAGGUGGCCCGGCUGCCAAUGACAGAGAUGGAAGAUGAGUCCCAGAACAGGAAAUGGGUUGAGUUCUCUUGCAUAACUUUCCACAAUGAAGUUUACAUAUCAGGUGGUAAAGAAACCCAACAUGAUGUUUGGAAAUAUAACGGGGCCCUGGACAAGUGGAUCCAAAUUGAGUCGCUGUCUAGUGGACGCUGGAGACACAAAAUGGCUGUUCAUGGUGGGAAAGUCUACGCACUGGGUGGAUUUGAUGGGGUUCAAAGACUUGCCAGUGUGGAAUCCUAUGAUCCUUUUCACAACCGCUGGACACAGGUGACACCUCUCGCAGUGGGUGUCAGCUCUUUCGCCGCAGCAAGUUUUGACAGAUGGAUCUAUGUGAUUGGUGGCGGGCCUAAUGGAAAACUAGCCACGGAUAAAGUUCAGUGCUGGGAACCAGGAGCAGACAGCUGGGAACUGCGAGCGCCCAUCCCCAUCGAAACCAAAUGCACCAAUGCUGUGACAUUUAAGAACUGCAUUUACGUUGUGGGUGGAGCCAUGCAUGCCAUGUACUGCUACUCUCCUCUGUCUGACUCCUGGUCUCUUGUGACCCGUCUGGGGGAGAGGGCAAGCUGUGCCAUCGCGGCAUGCAACAACAAACUUUUUAUCACUGGGGGAAGGGACAACAAGAACCAAGUAAUCUCCACAGUGAUGUGCUGGGACGUUGAUCGAGGGGUGUUGACAGAGGAGUGUGUCUUACCGCUGGGGGUGUCCCACCAUGGCAGUGUGACACUCAUGAAAUCUUACACACACAUUCACAGAGUCCCGCCUCCGUCAGAGUGCCAGUGAAAAAGACUUUGGUGAAUUGGACUUUAUUUUUGAUACAGCAAAGAAAAGAAUGAAAUGAAGCAGGAAAAGUACAUUGUUUUUAUUCACUUGCCACUUUGAAACAUUGCUGUGUUUAUACUAAUGUAAGCAGUCAAACUUUAAAAAAAAAAAAAAUGUUCUUUGAUUUUUUUGUUAUCUUUAUCUUUUAUGUUUUCUGAUGGAUAACCAAUGUCUAAAUGUUACUUUAGCAUUAAAAAUGCAUCUUAACACAUUAGGUAAUUGAAAAGAAAUUUAUCUUAGCAUUUUAAUUAAAGAGCAAUUUUCCCUUUCUUUUAAAAAAGAGGUCCUGAGUAAUGAAUCACACUUGAACUUUUGAAGAAAACUUGAGUUUUGAAUCAAUAGGCUACUAUAAAAACAUUUACCGUAUGUGGUUUAUUGUAAAACUGGGGACUAACUGUUUUAUUUGUUUUGUUUUUAGAUUGGAGGACAAAGAAAAACAUCAAAAUUUUAUAAGAAAUUAAGAUAUACGCUUUCUUAUGGUAAUAUUAAUUUGAAAAUAUGAAGUCAUUUUGUUUUGUAAAAUACUAUUAUUGAUGUAGAAGAGAAUACCCAACUAAAACAAAAAAGUUAAAUACUAAAGCAUUGAUUUCCAGCCUUACAAUGAUGAUAAAAUGUGUUCAUUGUACCACAAAUGCCUAUCUGAUGCUGGAAUUUCAUGCAGAUAUUGUAA